ACCAUAGAAUUUCAACCAUAACGUGAAAUUUUACAGGAAGUUUUCCAUAGGCUAUAUUAAAUAAUACAGUCGAUUAGGCCUUUACAUGUAGGUUUUUUUUGCAUACAUGUCAGUUUUGUUUCAAAGGGUUGGAGAAAUUAUUCAGGCACUUUUCAUUCUGGGAGUUAUGCUAGCGUAGCUAUCGGCGUCUACUGAUUCACUGCCAUUAUUUCAUGUGCAGUCUGUGUUGUUGCGCUCAGGACAAGCUAUGAGCGGGGCCAGUUGUAAAGCCAACGGUGCCGUAUACCCGGCCUCAACAGUCGUGAUGAACUCGGUGAAGAAACCGAAGAUGGAACAGCUUCAGGCCGACCAUGAGCUGUUCCUACAGGCCUUUGAGAAGCCAACUCAAAUAUAUAGAUUUCUCCGCACAAGGAACCUGAUUGCACCCAUAUUUUUGCACAGGACACUGACCUUCAUGGCUCACAGAAACACUCGAACAAAUGCCAAAAGGAAAACUUUCAAAGUGGAUGACAUGCUGCAGAGGGUUGAGAAGAUGAAGGGAGAACAAGAAUCUCACAGCUUGUCAUCACAUCUUCAGCUCACUUUCACUGGAUUCUUCCACAAGGAUGAAAAGCCAUCUCAGAAUUCAGAAAAUGAACAAAGCUCAGUGUCUCUAGAGGUGCUACUUGUGAAAGUCUGCCAUAAAAAACGAAAGGAUGUGAGCUGCCCGAUCAAGCAAGUGCCUACAGGUAAAAAGCAGGUGCCUUUGAACCCUGACUGCAACCAAACCAAGCUGGGGGCCUACCCCUCCCUCCUGGUCUCCAGCAACGAGUUUGAACCCAGCAACAGCCACAUGGUCAAGUCCUACUCGCUCCUGUUCAGGGUGUCGCGCACAGGGCGAAGGGACGUCAACGGCCUGGUCAACGGGGAGGCCAACGAGAACAUCGAUGUGUCAGAGCCUCCCAGCAGGAAGAAGAGAAGCUCCUCCCACAGAGAAGAGGGGGAAACCACAGAGACGUUUGUUGCACAGAUGACUGUCUUCGACAAGAACCGGAGACUCCAGCUGCUGGAUGGGGAGUACGAGGUGUCGAUGCAAGGGAUGGAGGACUGCCCCCCCAGCAAGAAAAGAGCCACAUGGGAAACCAUUCUGGAUGGCAAGAGGCUGCCUCCGUUCGAGACCUUCUCUCAGGGACCCACUCUGCAGUUCACCCUGCGCUGGACGGGGGACGCCAGCGACAAGUCCACCGCCCCCGUGGCCAAGCCCCUGUCCACCCGCAACUCGGACAGCUCCAGCCCGAUGGAGAGCAGGACCAGCACACUCAAAACUGCUCCUCUGGCUGUGAAGGAGUCCGUCAGCACGGACGUGCAGGUGAGGAGGGAGCAGAUCCUGUGCGAGCCGCGUCAGAAGCUGAGGAUAUUCUACCAGUUCCUGUACAACAACAACACGCGGCAGCAGACGGAGGCCAGGGACGACCUCCACUGCCCCUGGUGCACCCUGAACUGCAGGAAGCUCUACAGCCUGCUGAAGCACCUCAAGCUCUCCCACAGCCGCUUCAUCUUCAACUAUGUGCCUCACCCUAAAGGAGCGCGGAUAGACGUGUCCAUCAACGAGAGCUACGACGGCUCGUACGUGGGGAACCCUCAGGACAUCCACAGCCAGCCCGGCUUCGCCUUCAGCCGCAACGGCCCCGUCAAGAGGACCGCCGUCACACACGUGCUGGUGUGCAGGCCCAAGAGGACCAAGCCCAGCUUGUCUGAGUUCUUGGAGUCUGAGGACGGCGACCUGGAGCAACAGAGGACCUACGUCAGCGGACACAACCGGCUGUACUUCCACAGCGACAGCUGCAUGCCCCUGCGGCCCCAGGAGAUGGAGGUGGACAGCGAGGACGAGAGGGACCCCGAGUGGCUGAGGGAGAAGACCGCCACGCAACUCGAAGAGUUCACGGACGUGAACGAGGGCGAGAAGGAGGUGAUGAAGCUGUGGAACAUGCACGUGAUGAAGCACGGGUACGUUCACUUCAUCGCGGACAACCAGAUGAACCAGGCCAGCAUGCUGUUCGUGGAGAAGUGCGGCGCCUACAUCGCCCGCAGGAACCUCUGUCGCAACUUCCUGCUCCACCUGGUCAGCAUGCACGACUUCAACCUGGUGAGCGUGGCCACGAUCGACCGCGCCAUGGCCCGCCUCCGCCAGAUCCAGGAAGAGCUGCCCGACGCCGGGGAGGAAGACCAGGCUCUCAUUGGCGGAGCCUGCAACGGGGCCCUCGCCAUGGUUACCGGCGGAGGCAAACAUGGCAAGAGGACGAAAAGCUCCGUGACGGACUGAUCUUUAUUAUUCUUUUUUUCUUCUUCAUAUUCCUUAAAUUUGCACACUUUGGUGCUCAGUUAGAUGAAGGAAGUUGUCAAUUGAUAACUUUGACGAGGUAAAUUGACAAACACACACACAUUCAAACAGGUUUUUUUUUCUGCAGGACUAACGAGAAUACGACCAAAUAUGGACAAGUGUGCACACAGCCAGCAGGCAUUGUGGGACUCAAAAUAAUGUUGAGUGACACCAACUCAUGCAUUUUGUGAGCCAAUCAUUGGCAAGUUUGGGCAAACUG
This is a messenger RNA of Osmerus eperlanus (European smelt), 2579 nucleotides long. It is a transcript of the gene suz12b, whose product is annotated as SUZ12 polycomb repressive complex 2 subunit b. Lineage: Eukaryota; Metazoa; Chordata; Actinopteri; Osmeriformes; Osmeridae. Gene Ontology annotation, cellular component: RSC-type complex; ESC/E(Z) complex; nucleus. The record is from RefSeq and is a predicted model, not a curated record. Gene Ontology annotation, molecular function: chromatin DNA binding. Bases 248 to 2302 code for a protein of 684 amino acids. The transcript is spliced from 17 exons.